AUGCCCAACCAUGUCCCUCACUUAACUCGCAGCAUAAUAACAAAAUCAAAUACUUUUACACAGAUUUUGUAUCUCGCUGCUCUGGUGGGGUUGGUGAUCGCGCAGCACGGGCAUGAGCACGCGCACUCCUCGCAGCACAUCUCCAAGCACGACGGACACGCGGAGGAAGUCAUCAUCAAGGACCACCACGGACACGAGAAACACGUCGACUACUACACGCAUCCCAAGUACGAGUUCAAGUACGAGGUGGAGGACAAGCACACGGGCGACCACAAGACGCAGCACGAGCACCGCGACGGCGACGUCGUCAAGGGCUUCUACAGCCUGCACGAGCCCGACGGCUCCCUCAGGGACGUGCACUACCACAGUGACAAAAAGACUGGGUGA
This is a messenger RNA of Cydia fagiglandana, 387 nucleotides long. RefSeq lists its product as uncharacterized. The record is from RefSeq and is a predicted model, not a curated record. Lineage: Eukaryota; Metazoa; Arthropoda; Insecta; Lepidoptera; Tortricidae. The coding region runs from base 1 to 387 and encodes 128 amino acids. The transcript has 3 exons. Gene Ontology annotation, cellular component: extracellular matrix.